GGGGGCGGAACACACAGGCUACAAGAAGUGGGGGUAGGGUGGCGGAAAGCUACGCAAGCCGUUGAGACUGGGUUCACUGUUUUCCGAAGAGGGGACGCGUUUACUACUAAACUGCUUAGUACAAAAUCGGUUGUGUUCACGCAACGUAAUAGGUCGAUGUUCUGCUACCAGGAAACAAUCAGCCGCUUCCACCAGUAAGAAAUAGAAGGCUCUGAGAGGCCACAGUAGCCGCCAUGCCCAAGAAUAAAGGUAAAGGAGGUAAAAACAGGCGCAGGGGUAAAAAUGAGAAUGAAUCUGAAAAAAGAGAGUUGGUGUUUAAAGAAGAUGGACAAGAGUAUGCUCAGGUAAUCAAAAUGUUGGGAAAUGGACGAUUAGAGGCAAUGUGUUUUGAUGGUGUAAAGAGGCUUUGUCAUAUCAGAGGAAAACUGAGAAAAAAGGUUUGGAUAAAUACUUCAGACAUAAUAUUGAUUGGUCUGCGAAAAUAUCAGGAUAACAAAGCAGAUGUAAUAUUAAAGUACAAUGCAGAUGAGGCUAGAAGUCUGAAGGCAUAUGGUGAGCUUCCAGAACAUGCUAAGAUCAAUGAAACAGAUACAUUUGGUCCUGGGGAUGAUGAUGAAAUCCAGUUUGAUGAUAUUGGAGAUGAUGAUGAAGAUAUCUUUGAUGUAAGUAGAUUACCUUUAUAGGUUUUUGUUUGUUCA
Tupaia belangeri chinensis (Chinese tree shrew) is the source of this 698-nucleotide messenger RNA. Its product is annotated as eukaryotic translation initiation factor 1A, X-chromosomal-like. The coding region runs from base 234 to 683 and encodes 149 amino acids. Gene Ontology annotation, molecular function: RNA binding; translation initiation factor activity. The record is from RefSeq and is a predicted model, not a curated record. NCBI's taxonomy places the organism in Eukaryota, Metazoa, Chordata, Mammalia, Scandentia, Tupaiidae. Gene Ontology annotation, biological process: translational initiation. The transcript has 6 exons.